Messenger RNA from Wyeomyia smithii (pitcher-plant mosquito), 3294 nucleotides. RefSeq names its product heat shock protein 70 A2-like. Gene Ontology annotation, cellular component: cytoplasm. Bases 37 to 1914 code for a protein of 625 amino acids. Gene Ontology annotation, biological process: protein refolding; cellular response to unfolded protein. The transcript is spliced from 2 exons. Gene Ontology annotation, molecular function: ATP hydrolysis activity; ATP binding; heat shock protein binding. The record is from RefSeq and is a predicted model, not a curated record. Lineage: Eukaryota; Metazoa; Arthropoda; Insecta; Diptera; Culicidae.
GUUUAUGUGAUUGCAGUGCAAAUAAAAUUUAGGAAAAUGACCGCAAUCGGAAUCGAUCUGGGUACGACCUACUCCUGUGUGGGUGUGUUCCAGCACGGUAAGGUGGAGAUAAUCGCCAACGAUCAGGGCAACCGGGUUACACCAAGUUACGUAGCCUUCACGCAGACGGAACGGUUGAUCGGGGAUGCGGCCAAAAGUCAGGUAGCGAUGAACCCCCGAAAUACGGUGUUCGAUGCCAAGCGGUUGAUUGGGCGGCGGUUCGACGAUCCAAAAAUACAAGAAGACCUGAAGCAUUGGCCUUUUACGGUGCUGGACGAGGCUGGUAAACCGAAGAUUUGUGUGGAAUAUAAAGGUGAGCGGAAAGUGUUUGCACCGGAGGAAAUCAGCUCGAUGGUGCUCACCAAAAUGAAAGAGACUGCGGAAGCCUUUUUGGGAUGCUCCAUCCAGAAUGCGGUCAUCACUGUCCCGGCGUACUUCAACGAUUCUCAACGGCAAGCGACGAAGGAUGCGGGUGCAAUUGCUGGAUUGAAUGUUAUGCGAAUCAUCAACGAGCCAACGGCUGCAGCCUUGGCAUAUGGAUUGGACAAAAAUCUCAAGGGUGAAAAAAACGUACUCAUUUUCGAUCUGGGUGGAGGAACUUUCGAUGUGUCGAUUUUAACCAUCGAUGAAGGUUCACUUUUCGAGGUUAAAACCACCGCUGGCGAUACCCAUCUCGGCGGGGAGGAUUUCGAUAAUCGUUUGGUUGGUCACUUGGCGGAGGAAUUUCUGCGAAAACACAAGAUUGACAUCAAAGGGAACCCAAAAGCACUGCGACGUCUUCGUACCGCCGCUGAGCGUGCCAAACGCACGCUAUCGUCCAGUACGGAGGCAACAGUUGAAGUUGAUGCUCUGGCAGAUGGAAUCGACUUUCACACUAAAAUUUCCCGCGCACGAUUCGAGGAACUUUGCUCUGAUUUAUUUAAAUCAACGCUGGAACCGGUAAAACAAGCGCUUAGCGAUGCCAAAAUGAGCAAGAAAUCAAUCCACGAUGUUGUUCUGGUUGGUGGCUCGACUAGAAUUCCCAAGAUUCGAUCCUUGCUGCAAAGUUUAUUCGAAGGAAAAGCUUUAAAUUUUUCGAUUAAUCCUGAUGAAGCCGUCGCUUACGGAGCUGCCGUCCAGGCAGCCAUUCUUAGUGGCAACACCGACAGUAAAAUCCAGGAUGUUCUGCUGGUGGAUGUUACGCCACUAUCACUCGGAAUCGAAACCGCCGGUGGUUUGAUGACGAAUAUUAUCGAUCGAAACAGCCGCAUUCCCUGUAAACAGAUGAAAACGUUUACAACCUACGCGGACAACCAACCGGGUGUCACGGUACAGGUUUACGAAGGUGAAAGAGCCAUGACCAGAGACAACAACCAUCUCGGUCUGUUUGAGUUGACGGGAAUUCCACCGGCACCGAGAGGCACACCGCAAAUUGAUGUUUCUUUUGAUUUAGAUGCGAAUGGCAUUUUGAACGUGACGGCCGUGGAAAAAAGCUCUGGGAAGAGUCGCAACAUAACGAUCAAAAACGAUAAAGGCCGCCUCUCGCAGCAGGAAAUUGACCGCAUGUUGUCCGAUGCCAAACGUUACAAGGUAGAGGACGACCGCCAGCGAGAAUGCAUUGCUGCUAGAAAUAAGCUGGAAUCGUACUGCUUUAGUUUGAAGUCUACUAUUGCCGAUUAUGGGGACCGACUAAACGAUUCGGAUAGGAAGAAGGUUCGAAAGCACUGCGAAGAAACGCUGAAAUGGCUGGAGCAGAAUAUGUCAGCUAAAAGAGACGAUUACGAACGUCAGUACAAGCAGAUAACGAAAGUUUGUGGUCCAAUUAUGUCGAAAUUGCAUCGUAGUGGAUCGAAUAAUACUACCAAUGGAGGUCCAACAAUCGAGGAAGUAGAGUAAUUUCCGAAAACGAAGAGACAAGUGUUUAAAAAACAUUGAAUCGAUGUUUUAUUUACCUUCAUUUUCAUUUAAAAAUCUAGCCAAAAUCAGAUCAUCAUUUCCAUCGAUUUCCAGUGCAUCUCUAGGGUCGACUUCAACCACUCGACAGUUGCCGUUUUGAAAGCGCCCCUCGCUAACCAGCAACGAUCGCCGGGCAAAGUAAAACAUUCCCGUUUCCACCAGUUCACCUGUCCAAUCCUGACGGCGUGGCCUACGCUCGGGAUCGAAGUUCAGUGGUGCAACUCUUCCGUCUGUUCCUUGCAUCUUCCAGCGCAGCUUGAAGCUUCGAGCGACACUGAAAACACAAUCCGAUGACCGGCGGUGAAAGUUUCGAAAAGCUUCCGCCAGGUACCGAACGCGCAGAAAAGGCGAUGUGCACUGUACCAAAGCCAGAUUCGCAAUCUCAGGGUGUUUGCUAAGGAACUCUUGCGUUGAUUCGAUCGAUGUCGAUUGAUCACGGGCCACUUCCGGUGGGCGGAAGUGAAUUAGAAUGCGAUCCAGGGGAAAAGCCGUUACCACCUCGUCGCUGAUUCGCUCAUCGUCCGUUGAAACCCAAAUCGAGUCGAACUGGCCAAAAGCUUCCAACGUUUGCAACGCUCUGACCAGCAACGAUUUGGAUCCAAUUUUGGCGAGAUUUUUCAGCGGAAUACCUUUUGAUCCACCUCGAGCUAGAAUCAGCGCUGCAGUGCUGCUGUUACUGUGGUGCGGUUGUAUUGCUUGGCAACUAAAAAUUGGACAGGUUUAUGUGUACUUUUUAUGAGUUGAAGUUGGUAAAGUUGAAUACUUACACGACAUGGCAGCUGACUGACUGGGAAUGGGAUGAAAAGCAGAUCACGAAAACGAUAACGAGCGGCACUAGCACGGUCAUCACUGUAUGCUGCACGGUAUUAAGUGAUGAAAAUUGGUCGCGCUUCAGAUUGGUGUUUAUCUCAUUGGGGUACUUAACAGGUCAGAUCAAUACUUCAGAAUGCUUCAUACAUUUUCAAAAAGGCAUUAAGAAAGUCAAAAAGGUAAUUUUUAAAUAGGUAAUAAUUUUUUAGACAUUGGUAAUUGUUUGUUUACCUAUCGCCGAAAAAAAGCGAAAUCGCAAAAGUUUGAUGACCCCUAAAUAACCUCCCAAAAAAUUUAGAAUACACUUUAGCAUAACUUUAAACCAAAAUCCAGGAAAACUUCAGUACACUUUACUCUUUAUUCGUAGAAAUUUGCAUUUGCUCUUACCACAAUCAUAUGAACUUUCGUGUUCUACAUCUCUAAAUGCUACCAUUAAAGUUUGUUUUGUGUGUGUGUGUAUUUUGAUAAAAAUUAAAACUUUCAUCCCAUUUUCGAUCUAUUUAAUUGUCG